This is a messenger RNA of Anneissia japonica, 7040 nucleotides long. Its product is annotated as calcium-transporting ATPase sarcoplasmic/endoplasmic reticulum type-like. Gene Ontology annotation, molecular function: ATP binding; ATP hydrolysis activity; P-type calcium transporter activity. The coding region runs from base 405 to 3470 and encodes 1021 amino acids. The record is from RefSeq and is a predicted model, not a curated record. The transcript is spliced from 23 exons. Gene Ontology annotation, cellular component: membrane. Gene Ontology annotation, biological process: calcium ion transmembrane transport; intracellular calcium ion homeostasis. NCBI's taxonomy places the organism in Eukaryota, Metazoa, Echinodermata, Crinoidea, Comatulida, Comatulidae.
AACACCUCGGAGCAAGCGCGAUGAGAACGGCUGGAAAUUGUCGAGCUAACGGCGAACUAUCCGACCUCUGUGCUGUGUGUCUCUCGACCGUGGCCGUUUCUACUUUGUUGGAGUCUAGGUUUCAGCUAGCUGAGCCUAAAGAAAAAGGGAAGCGAGUAGUUACUGAAUUGCCCGAAGAGUAACACCUGCAGGGAAUCAGUUUGAUAGACUAGGCAACAUAGAUUUUUUUUUCUGUUAUUAACUACUGGAUUUUUAUACUAAUUUCAAGGACUUAGCUUUUACCGGUGCGUGGGCUAGCUCUAAGUAGUCCAUUGUCUCAAUCGCAAAUUCCACUGUGCUGGUUGGAUAACGUUUUACUACGUAGCUAGUCAGAAGAGACACGUGGGCCUAGAAAUAGCCUUACGAUGGACCUGCCUCAUACGAAGACUGUUUCACAAAUUUUAGACUAUUAUAAUGUCAAAGAAGCUAAUGGAUUGAGCCAGGCGCAAGUUACGUCAGCUCAAGAAAAGUAUGGCCCAAAUGAAUUGCCAGCGGAAGAAGGUAAAUCAAUAUGGGCGCUAGUGUUGGAACAGUUCGAUGACCUUCUUGUUAAAAUCUUGUUGUUGGCAGCCAUCAUAUCUUUCAUCCUAGCCUUAUUUGAAGAAGACGAAGAUGAGAAGGUGACCGCAUUUGUGGAACCGUUUGUUAUCCUCCUCAUUCUGAUUGCAAAUGCUAUCAUUGGUGUUUGGCAGGAAAAAAAUGCAGAGGAUGCUAUUGAUGCGCUAAAGCAGUAUGAGCCAGAGAUAGCGAAGGUCCUACGACAGGGCAAGAUCGGGGUCACCAAAAUCAAGGCCCGUGAUCUAGUUCCUGGAGAUGUGUGCUCUAUUGCUGUGGGUGAUAAGGUUCCAGCUGAUAUCCGUGUAACCAGUAUAAAUUCAACUACAUUACGAGUAGACCAAUCUAUACUUACAGGUGAAAGUGUGAGUGUUUUGAAGCAUACUGACGCAAUCCCAGAUACCAAAGCUGUCAACCAAGACAAAAAGAACCUGCUAUUUUCGGGUACCAACAUUGCUGCAGGAAAAUGUGUUGGUGUGGUAGUCGGUACUGGUCUGAACACAGAAAUUGGCAAAAUCCGAACAGAAAUGGUGCAGACAGAGACAGAGAAGACUCCACUAACCCAAAAGUUGGAUGAAUUUGGCGAGCAAUUGUCAAAGGUUAUCUCUGUUAUUUGCGUAGCUGUGUGGGCAAUCAACAUCGGCCAUUUCUCUGACCCCGCUCACGGUGGCUCAUGGAUCAAGGGUGCUGUAUACUACUUCAAGAUUGCUGUUGCUUUGGCUGUUGCUGCCAUUCCUGAGGGCUUGCCAGCUGUCAUCACCACUUGCCUGGCUCUCGGUACUCGUCGUAUGGCCAAGAAGAAUGCUAUCGUCCGAAGCCUGCCCUCUGUAGAGACACUGGGAUGUACCUCUGUCAUUUGUUCUGAUAAGACAGGAACCCUGACCACCAACCAGAUGUCUGUAUGUAGGUUCUUUGUGUUGGACAAAGUUCAGGGGGACCGUGCCAGCUUCCACCAGUUCCAGGUGUCGGGAACCACGUAUGAACCUACUGGAGAAGUCACCAUCAAUAAUGUGAGGGCUGAUUUGAGUAACUACGAAGCUGUAACAGAGUUAGCAACCAUUUGUGCCGUCUGUAACGAUUCUAGUAUUGAUUUCAAUGAGGCGAAGCAAGCCUAUGAGAAAGUAGGUGAGGCUACAGAGACCGCGUUGACAGUCCUCGUGGAGAAGAUGAAUGUCCUAGGUCAGAAUCUACAUGGGCUUCGCCCACAUGAACUAGUCAGCGCCUGCAACCAGGGUCUGCUAGCAUCACAUAAUAAGGAUUUUACCCUGGAAUUCAACCGUGACCGCAAGUCUAUGAGCGUGUUCUGUUCACCGGGCAAGAAUGCCAAAGCUGGCAGCACUCCAAAGAUGUAUGCUAAGGGUGCACCCGAAUCCAUUCUGGAUCGUUGUUCGUAUGUUCGUGUUGGUCUCAACAGAGUUCCCAUGACACCAUCCGUCAAGGCUCAGAUUAUAGAUCUAAUCACUCAAUACGGUUCUGGUAUGGAUACUCUCCGUUGCCUUGGUCUUGCUACCAUCGACAACCCAGUGAAGAAAGAGGAUAUGGACUUGGAGAACUCUGCUAACUUCAUUAAAUAUGAGACUAACAUGACCUUUGUGGGUGUCGUUGGUAUGUUGGAUCCUCCUCGUAAAGAAGUUAUCUCCUCCAUCCAAGAAUGUUACCAAGCUGGUAUCCGUGUCAUCGUCAUUACUGGUGACAACAAGAACACAGCUGAAGCCAUCUGCAGGAAGAUUGGUGUGUUCAGCGAGAGUGAAAGCACCGAAGGAUUGUCUUAUUCGGGCAGGGAGUUUGACGAGCUGUCCACCAUGGCACAGAGAGAAGCUGUUAGAAGAUCACGUCUGUUUUCGCGAGUGGAACCAGCACAUAAAAGCAAGAUUGUAGAGUAUUUACAAGCUGAAGGAGAAAUAUCUGCUAUGACUGGUGACGGUGUGAAUGAUGCCCCUGCUUUGAAGAAAGCUGAAAUUGGUAUCGCCAUGGGAUCUGGAACCGCUGUAGCCAAGUCUGCCUCUGAAAUGAUUUUAGCCGAUGACAACUUCUCAUCCAUCGUAUCCGCCGUUGAGGAGGGCCGUGCAAUCUACAACAACAUGAAGCAGUUUAUCCGCUACUUGAUCUCGUCCAACAUCGGUGAAGUCGUCAGUAUCUUCUUAACGGCAGCUCUUGGUAUGCCUGAAGCAUUGAUCCCAGUCCAGCUACUGUGGGUGAACUUAGUCACUGAUGGACUCCCAGCCACUGCUCUUGGUUUCAAUCCCCCUGAUCUUGACAUUAUGUCUAAGCCCCCUAGAAGUUCUAAGGAAUCGCUUAUCAGCGGAUGGUUGUUCUUCAGAUAUAUGGCUAUUGGUGUGUAUGUUGGAGUGGCAACUGUCGGGGCCUCUGCAUGGUGGCUUAUGUACUAUGAUAAUGGACCACAAUUAAAUUACUAUCAAGUUAGUCAUCAUCUACAGUGCCCUCUAGAGCCUGAGAACUUUAAAGAUGUCAAUUGUGAAGUGCUUGACGAUCCUCAUCACAUGACCAUGGCCUUGUCCGUUUUGGUUACCAUAGAGAUGUUGAAUGCUCUCAACAGCUUGAGUGAAAACCAGUCACUAUUGUCAAUGCCACCUUGGUCUAAUCCAUGGUUGCUAGGAGCUAUUGCUCUUUCAAUGGGUCUUCACUUCGUAAUCCUCUACGUUGAUUUCUUAUCAACUGUUUUCCAAAUCACACCUUUGAACAUAACCGAAUGGAUAGCAGUGGUCAAAAUCUCAAUCCCAGUAAUUCUACUGGACGAGACUCUCAAGUUCGUUGCUCGUCGAAUCACAGACGGUAAAAGCUGUUUCAAAGAUAUUCAUUGGAUAAUUUCUAUUAUAGCUCUAGCAGUUGCUGUGUUAUAUUAUACUCCUCUUUAACAAUGGUAGACUGAUAACUGUCCAAUGAAAGACUGUACCAUGGAGGCUAGCCACAAAUGACAUCAUAUUCAUACACUGGACAUGAUUAAUAAAUCGUAAAAAAAUUAAUUGAUUAUCAUUAUUGAUACAGACAUCAAUAAAUAUAAACGUAAUUGUCGGGAUGUGUUGUCAAUAUUCUGACUGACAAGGUCUUGUGUUGAAUGCGUAGGCAGUCGCUAAAAUCGGCACAAACAUGCCUGCGAAGCUUUUAAAAGAAUUGGCUUAGCCAUCCGCUAUAGACUUACUUACUUUGGAGUGGGUGUCGUCUAUCCAUAGUAAAACACAGUAGAACGUGUCAUAUAACUGAGUAUUGAUGCUUAGUGUCUGUACCCAGAGCCUAGUCAGUCACCUGAUACUUCCCAGCAUGCAUGCUGCACCAUAUUUUCUACUGUGCAAUUUGGUUUAAUUUUUUGUUUUGUUUUCAUAAUUUCUAUUUCUAAGUCACUUCAUGACAAGAACCAUCACACACAUAAACUACAUAAUUCUCUGCUCAUCUUUUCCUCCUUAACCUCUGUGCGACACUAUCAAUUUUUAUGUGACAAAUACAUUUGCAAUGCCCAUAUAUGGAUGUGAUUUAACUUCUUCCUGCCCAUAUAUGAGCAAAUAAUAAAUGUCACGUAAGACUUGGUAGUGUGGCAAGAGCCUUUUUUUGUUUGAAAUAAAACUUAAUUUUGGUGAUUUAAAGAUAUGCUGUUGUGCUAAACAAAUAAAAUUUUCAGAUAUGCGUAAAUGAUACUGUUCCUGUUUGUUGCAUUGAACGGUAAAUUGACAAGUUUAAGGAUUUUUGCAGGAAAAAGUCUGCAGAUUGAAAAUAAUUACCAUUAAUCUGUGUCUCAUUUAAGCUAAUGAAUUACUUUCUCCUUUAUAUUUUACCAACAGUGUAUCUUAAAAAAAAAUAUAUAAAAUAUUGGAUGGUGGAUCAGGUGGUGGGACAUUAACUUAUCCCUAUUUAUUUUCCUUCUGUUUUCUUCUUUAAUUUUCAAUUUAAGCUUUGCAUUUCGUAUAAAAAGUCUACACCAAAGAUAUAUUAACUCAUCCAUUGGCGUAAUUUCAUUUUUAUAGCUAACUUUUUAUUUGGUUUACUUAUUGUUUGAAAAAAUACAUAUACAUAGGAACAAAUUCAGAAAUUAUUAAAUUGUAGAUGUUUCAUAAUAUGUUCUUAAUAUUCUAGGGGAAAAAAAAGUUUGUUCCAAUUAUUAUAGAUAAAAAUGUUUGUAUUGUUUGUAUCAUAUUAUAAAAUAUAUUAAAUAGUUCUUGAUCAGAUUAUUACUCUGGUUCAGAACAAACAAAGCAACACAAACAGUAAUUAUAUCCUCAUUAUAGAAUGCAUUUAAAAUAGCUUUGACAAUCACCUAAAACAUGCUGUUUUCAGUUACUCUCACCAUGUUUGAUCUGUUUGAAUGAUUGAUUGACAGACUUUGUGUGUACUGAUUUUUCAGAAUUAACUGUUUACUAACUAAUACUCAUGGUUGGAUGUAAAUAUUAUUUUAUCAAGUCUUUCUGAGAAUAUGACUUGUAGCAUUUGAUACGGGAACAAUUUUGUUUGUUUAUCUUGUCAUGUUUGUAAUCGGUUUUAAUUUAGUAUUUUACAGUAAACAUCUACAGAUGCUGACAGUUAGUAGGAGACGAGAAAAUUCUGAGAAGUCAAAUAUAUUAAUGAAAACUGUGACAAAGAAAUGUAUGAAAUGUAUAACAAAAUUUGAAAACUUUAUAGGUUUAAUUGUUCUGUGAGAAAAUCUGUGUUGUAAAUAAUUACACUUAAACUAAAGGCAAAAUCUCUUUCCUUUUUUUUUUUGGAUAAUUUAACAAUAAUUUGUUAGCAUUCCAAUUAAUUAUUUGUUGAUGAGCAAGAAAUAAAUGUAAUGUGGAAGAUUUAAAAUAGAUGUAAUACUGUAUUCACUUUUUGUCACUGAAUUAUUAGUCAAUAAAUUUGUAUUUAGUGGUUAGAUAAGGAGUAAUUUUAGGGGGAAAAAUGAAAACCCGUAUUUUUACGUGGUCAUAAAUGUUUGUGGGAAAUGUUCACUAAUAUUUAGUACUGUUAGUACAGUAUUCACCUUUAUAGCCAGGUGUUUAGCAAUGAAUUAUUGGCUUAACUCAUUUACAGCAUACUUAAAAAUUUGCAAAGAAAAUAUGCAUGAAGGUGUUGCUUUUUAAUGCUCCAUACCUAAAUAAUUUCAUGAUUGGAAAGUCCUAUGUUUUGAAAAAUACAACUGGUAGUAGGUCAUUCUUCAUACCAGAAAUACAUAUACAUAUUUAUGCAAAUAUAGUUGCCCUCCAAUUUGAGAUCCCUGUAACACCAAGAUCCCUCUAAUUCCAAAGCACUUUUCAAAAGUACCAACUAACAAUCUUAAUAAUUUAAACAAAGCUAGAUUGAAGACGGAACCCUGAGACACCCCAUAUUUUUAGGUCCCAAAAGUGGUUGCGAAUUGGGGGGUAAACUGUAUCCUUAUUAUAUUUUGUUUAUUUAUUAUUAAGUGUCCCCAGAAUGCCAGCCAAGAGUUUAAUUCACUGAUUAUAACACUAGAAUACAGUAGUUAACUUACAUUAUGCUCUGUCAGUGUACACACACAAAAAAUAUAUUUGAUAGGCUCAUAUAUGACCUUGAUGAUGUCAUACCGCACUCUUAUAUGGGUAAAUCACAGGUAUUUGUCGCAUUAAUCUAUAGGUGCCUAUAGUAAUUUGAGUGUAUUAAUAGAUGGCAUUUAAUCUGUUCAUGACUUGCUAAGAUGUAACUGUACUUACAGAUAUUUCAUGUCAUAUUUCUGUCAGGGCAUUAUGUCCUCAAUAUUGCUUUGGCAACAGGGGGAGGUAGUGUGAAUGAUGACAUGUGCAAGAUUGUGAGAAGCCUGGUAAAUACUGAUGCAAUGAUGCCUAACACAGCAAAUACAUGUCUAGUACAUCCUCCCUCUAGUAAAUUUAUCUGCGACUACCCAAGUUUUUGCAAUAAUAGAUUAUAACAGGAUGCAUUUGUUAAGCUAGUCAAUCUGUGUGUGAGUUUAUAAUGUAUUUAGUACAAGUUACUCCAGUUCUCAGAAGUUGAUCAAUGUUAAUUUUCUUUACAAAGCAUUGUUGAGGAAAGAGUGGAAGUACAGUAGUCUCAAUUGCUGGAUUGUCUAGCAAUGAGGGGUUAAGGCAAUGUUAAGUUAAAAAUUUGUAAUUUCGAUUUGGUCAUGUGAUUAUUCAGACCAGCUUGAUCAUCGGCAGUUGUUUAAUUAAAUUGAAUAAUCGUUAGUAACUGCUGAAUGUAUUCUCAAACUCAAUUUUAUACAUAUCUACAGGUUUAAUUGUUGAUUUAUUGUAUCAAAUGUAUUCUGUAUAAAAAAUGAACUUGAAACGUCCAAAGUGUGCCAUCAAUCUUCGGGUAAGGUGGCGUUUUGUGGAUCUACAAUGAUUCUUUGUCAGUCGGAAAAUAUAUAUUCUUACGAUAAGUAAGAAGAUGCCUAUUCAAUUUUUAAACAUUACAUGCCCUUGAUUUUCACUGUUAUAUUUUAUUCCUCCCUGAGAAUUGAAUAAAAUGUAAAAUACUGACAA